CUGCUCUUUCUUAUCCAUGGCCACCAUGUCCUCCCCAAAAGCAGAGCCACUCAGUGCAUUCGUCUCCUUCCCUUCGCCCUACACCCAAUCCCUCCUCGUCCAAGCGCUUGUCUCCACUCUUCCCUCGCUCGCUUUGUCGCUGGCCCAGCCUCCCGAGGACCAACCCCCGGCUUUGCAAUGGGCCGACUAUGAUCUGAUGUCUUUCGACAUCCCUCACAAGAACCCUUCGAAAUACCUCAUCUCCUCAUACAUCUACCGCAAAGCCCUCAUCCGAAAACAUCAGCUUCACAACACUAUCACUGCCUAUCUCGCCAAAUGCUCUCACCGCCAAAUCCCUUCCAUCCUCUCCCCUCUACCCGAGACUUAUGAGGGUGAGACGCCUUUAGGAGGAGGCGCGCCGAAGGGGUGGAUUGUGGAUAUCCAGUUUGCGGAUGAGCUUGAUGAGCUCUUGAUGGAUGAUCUGUACGAGUUGGAUGAGGGGAUGAGGGCGAAUGAGGAGAAGGCGGAGGGGGAAAAGAGAUGGUGGAUCUUGAAGCCUGGGUUUGCCGACAGAGCGCAAGGUAUCAGGAUGUUUUCGAGUGAAGAGGAGCUAAGAUUCAUCUUUGCCGAGUUUGAACCUCCAUCCUCAGAUGAAGAAGACGACGAGGGUGAAGAUGGUGAUGAUGAGUCAGAAGACGGGGAAGAGGUGCCCCCUGGAGGCAUGGACGGCAUGAUCGACAUGCUGGCCAAGAAGGCUGUCGAACUAGGUUUCAACGGCGAAGAUGAAGACGAUGAAGAAGAUGGCGAUGAAGACGAGGGUACUGGAGUCAUGACCUCCCAACUGAGGCAUUUCGUCAUCCAAGAAUACCUCCCAAGACCCCUACUAUUCGACAUCGCCCAAAUCCCCGGAGAACCUCCCGCCCCUCUGGAAGGCAACAAAUUUCAUCUCCGAGCCUACGUCUUGGUCACUGGUGCUUACAAAGUCUACUUGGCCAAUACCAUGCUCGCUCUUUUCUCUGGUGAACCUUACGGUCCUCCUAAAACUACAGAGGAUGGUGACCUGGAUCUGAGGCCCCAUCUAACCAACACCUGUCUCCAGACCGACGCUUAUGGUGCCCCCGCACCUCCAGCAGACCUCGUCAAGCUCUUCUGGGAGCUCGAAGGCCUUACCGCCCUCUCUUCUUCCACCUCCCCAUCCCCUUCCGGCUCCUACGCCUACGACUCUCACGGGAGCGUGACAAAAGAAUGGCUCGAGAGCACUUUUGCAAAGGUCGGCGAGGUCGUAAGCGAGACUGUCAAGGCUGGAGCCGAGUGCGGUAGCUUUGGAUUGCAGUUCAUGCCGAACGCCUUUGAGAUCUUUGGCGUCGACUUGAUUCUCUCUUUCCCUCCUGUAUCUCCCGCAAACGCUCUUCCCAUCCCCGUCGUCACCCUCCUCGAAUUCAACGCCUCACCCGAUUUCCACCAAUCCGGUGACCGUCUACGUCCCCAACUCCUUGACAUGUUCAAAGGCGUUAUCAAGCACUCUAUCGUCCCAUUCUUUGGCGUCGAGACUACCGACAAGGAAGAAGUCAGCAAAGAAAACCCGAUGAAGGUUGGAGAGGAGAAGUGGGGAUGGAGGCUGGUCGGCGAAGGCGAAGUCCGGGGAUCAGAAUGGUAGAGCAUAUUGUAGCCAUGUAAACACAACAGAA
Messenger RNA from Cryptococcus amylolentus CBS 6039, 1667 nucleotides. RefSeq lists its product as hypothetical. The record is from RefSeq and is a predicted model, not a curated record. The transcript has 6 exons. Gene Ontology annotation, biological process: protein modification process. Gene Ontology annotation, cellular component: P-body. NCBI's taxonomy places the organism in Eukaryota, Fungi, Basidiomycota, Tremellomycetes, Tremellales, Cryptococcaceae. Bases 17 to 1636 code for a protein of 539 amino acids.